This is a messenger RNA of Urocitellus parryii (Arctic ground squirrel), 2508 nucleotides long. It is a transcript of the gene Tfeb, whose product is annotated as transcription factor EB. Gene Ontology annotation, cellular component: nucleus. Gene Ontology annotation, molecular function: RNA polymerase II cis-regulatory region sequence-specific DNA binding; DNA-binding transcription factor activity, RNA polymerase II-specific; protein dimerization activity. NCBI's taxonomy places the organism in Eukaryota, Metazoa, Chordata, Mammalia, Rodentia, Sciuridae. The record is from RefSeq and is a predicted model, not a curated record. Gene Ontology annotation, biological process: regulation of transcription by RNA polymerase II; positive regulation of DNA-templated transcription; humoral immune response.
CUCUGAGGGCAGCGCUAACUGGCUUUGCUCAGGGCUGAUUGGAGCGGUAGAGUUGGGAGCCCUCUCAGCCAGCUGGUGUUGUCCCUGUGUGGUUGAGAGGAGGGAACCCUCAACCCCAUCCCAGAACCUCCUGGCCUUCAGCACCUUUGGAUCAAUAAGUGUGCCCUGAGCACCUCCUGGGUACCCAGCACUAUGCUGGCCAAGCCUGCGGAGUCGAGCAACAACUGGGCUCCGCCUCACCAGGGAAUCUCAAUCACUGCAAAGGACAGACAGGUGGAAUGACAGAAGGAGUUGGAUCAACCAGUGCCAAGUGUUUCUACUUGGCAGAGUGAUUCUUUUGCAUGAAAGAUACAGAAGCCCAUCCCAGCCUCUACAUGCUGUUGGAGAUCAGUGACACUCAGCCACCGUGCUGAAGGGAGCCCGGGCCAGCAGCCACCAUGGCAUCGCGCAUCGGGCUGCGCAUGCAGCUCAUGCGGGAGCAGGCGCAGCAGGAGGAGCAGCGGGAGCGCAUGCAGCAGCAGGCCGUCAUGCAUUACAUGCAGCAGCAGCAGCAGCAGCAACAACUGGGGGGGCCUCCCACUCCAGCCAUCAACACCCCCGUCCACUUCCAGUCGCCGCCGCCUGUGCCCGGGGAGGUGCUAAAGGUGCAGUCCUACCUGGAGAAUCCCACCUCCUACCACCUGCAGCAGUCCCAGCACCAGAAGGUGCGGGAGUACCUGUCAGAGACCUACGGGAACAAGUUCGCUGCCCACAUCAGCCCCGCCCAGGGCUCCCCAAAGCCCCCACCAGCCGCCUCCCCCGGAGUACGGGCUGGACAUGUGCUGUCCACCUCAGCCAGCAACAGUGCACCCAACAGCCCCAUGGCCAUGCUGCACAUCAGCUCCAACCCUGAGAAGGAGUUUGAUGACGUCAUUGACAACAUUAUGCGUCUGGACAAUGUGCUGGGCUACAUCAAUCCUGAAAUGCAGAUGCCCAACACGCUGCCCCUCUCCAGCAGCCACCUGAACGUGUACAGCAGCGACCCCCAGGUCACAGCCUCCCUGGUGGGUGUCACCAGCAGCUCCUGCCCUGCGGACCUGACCCAAAAGCGAGAGCUCACAGACGCUGAGAGCCGAGCCCUGGCCAAGGAGCGGCAGAAGAAAGACAAUCACAACCUGAUUGAACGGAGACGGAGGUUCAACAUUAACGACCGCAUCAAGGAGCUGGGAAUGCUGAUCCCCAAGGCCAACGACCUGGACGUGCGCUGGAACAAGGGCACCAUCCUCAAGGCCUCCGUCGACUACAUCCGGAGGAUGCAGAAGGACCUGCAGAAGUCCAGGGAAUUGGAGAACCACUCUCGGCGCCUGGAGAUGACCAACAAGCAGCUCUGGCUCCGCAUCCAGGAGCUGGAGAUGCAGGCCCGAGUCCACGGCCUCCCCACCACCUCUCCAUCAGGCGUGAACAUGGCUGAGCUGGCCCAGCAGGUGGUGAAGCAGGAGCUCCCCAGCGAGGAGGGCCCAGGGGAGGCUCUGAUGCUGGGGGCAGAGGUCCCCGACCCCGAGGCGCUGCCAGCUCUGCCCCCCCAGGCCCCGCUGCCCCCUCCUGCCCAGCCACCGUCCCCAUUCCAUCACCUGGACUUCAGCCACAGCCUGGGCUUUGGGGGUGGGAGUGACGAGGGCACCGCAGGCUACUCCGACCCCCUGGGCCCAGAGCAUGGCUCCCCAUUCCCCAACCUGUCCAAGAAGGAUUUGGACCUCAUGCUCCUGGACGACUCCCUGCUACCGCUGGCCUCUGACCCCCUCUUCUCCACCAUGUCCCCUGAGGCCUCCAAGGCCAGCAGCCGCCGGAGCAGCUUCAGCAUGGAGGAGGGCGACGUGCUGUGACGCCGGCUGCCCCUGUGCCAGGGAACAGGGGCAGGCCUGGGGGCUGGGGGGAUUCCUCCCUCCCACCCUUCAGGCUGCACUUGUGUGUGAAGUAGCCACCUGCCCUGCCUCACUCCUCCCUGUUGGCCCCGUUUGGACUUAGUGCCAGCCUGGCAGCCUGUGGGGUCGGGAGAAGCUCCCGCCUGUCCCAGUGCCCCCGCCAGAGGCAGCCCUCUUGAUGGGGCUGGAAGGGAAUGGGCUCCGGGGGUGAGAUCAUGAGGGGGAACAGAGGGGACAGGGUGGACUAGAGGCAAGAAGAGCGCCUGGCAGGGGAGGUCCUACCUUCUGAGGCUGAGUGCCCCCCUCCAAUGGAGGACACCCUGGAGCAGGGGUUCAGGAAACUCCUCUGUGGAAGGAACUGGCCAGGGUGCCCAGGCCUGCCUUUCUGGGACUUGAAUGGCAACAAGCCCAACCCCCAGCCUGGUACUCCCCCCACAGGAGGGGCACCCACCCCCCUUUGGUGCUAACAACUCCCCCCAGGGUGGUAUGACGGUGGGGUGGCCAGAAGAGGGGGCUGGGUUCAGGGUGGAGCGCGGGGUCCCUGCUGGAAGAACAGCUCCCCUCCGGACCUCCCACUGUGUGCCUUUAGUAAACACUGUGCUUUGUA